AUGUGCACUCUUGCUGUUCUAUUUCUCAAUUAUGCUCCUUACACCAACCAUUAUGCAGAUAUAGCAUCUUCAAUUACAGCAUCGUUGUCUUAUGUACCUACCUUAGAAAAAUUACCAGAGGCUCUUCAGCAACCAUUUGAAAUACCAAUUCCUAUCGAAAAUGAUGUAUAUCAAGCCAUACAGUCAAGAAUUUUGAAUAUUGAGAAAUGGUUUGUCUCAUCAAUGACGAGUGGCUAUCAUGCUGGAAGAUUGAGUAGAACAGUUGCCUCUGUCUUUGAGAUGGAUGUUUUUCAUGGAACAGAAAUGUUUCAGACAAAAAUGAUUGAUCAUUGUAUAGAUGAUGUGGGUAAAGAUAAGAAGGCUUACCAUGAUAUUGAACAAGCAAGAAAUGAACUCACAAAUAAAAUGAAUUUAUGGAGCCCAUCUCUCUAUGGACAGUUGCCAUAUCUUUUUGGCUAUGCUUCAGCAGCUGAAUUUAUACAAUUCUUUGCUCUUCAUCCCAGAAAUGAAUAUGGAACAUCAAAAACCACAAUACAGUCUACUCCAAUAUCUAGCUAUUUAGCACUUAAUAAUACUGUUGGCAUGCAUAAGGUAUUAUCAUGUGUGAUCAAUAUGGUUCGUAUUAUUGGUGCAUUAGAACCAUUUUUUCCUUUACAACCCAUCAGGAUUGGUCACAUUGAACACUGUAAUUAUGGUAACAACUGCUUUGGCAAGGUCCAAUUUUUUGAUACAUAUGUCAUUAAAUCUAUUAGCAAUUUCACAGCAUACAAAUUUACAACAAAAGAUGUUCUCAAUAAGGUCUACAGGCAGACAAAAUAUGCAGGUGGUAUCAUUCAUGCUCAAGAAGCACCAAAGUUUGAGCACAAUAGAUAUAAAGUUGUAUUAGAACCACUUGGUCUUUCUGUGAAGCCAACAACUGAAUCAGAACUAAAGGUUGCCAUCAAAUGCAUUCUCCUUGGCCUUAAUGCAAUUCACAAAGCAGACCUAGUGCAUCGUGAUAUCAGGUGGUCCAAUGUAAUUCAGGUACCAGAAAAUGAUUGGCAGUUGAUUGAUUUGGAGCAUUCUGGUAAAGCAAGAGGAGAACCAGGUUUCCUUCUUCAAUGGUGGGCACCAGAAAUGAUUGAUGAAUAUCAGAGAUAUAAUCAGGCAGCAGAUAUUUAUAUGGUUGGAAAGCUAAUGGACACCUGUAACGUCAUCUUAAGUGAAAAUGCCAUGGUAUUUAGGGAUAAAUUGACAGAUGUAAAUCCAAAACGUCGUCUUACAGCUGAAGCAGCAUUUAAUACAUUGUGGUAA
This is a messenger RNA of Paraglomus brasilianum, 1293 nucleotides long. NCBI's taxonomy places the organism in Eukaryota, Fungi, Glomeromycota, Glomeromycetes, Paraglomerales, Paraglomeraceae. The record is from the annotation of a GenBank genome assembly.